Messenger RNA from Magallana angulata, 5934 nucleotides. RefSeq lists its product as uncharacterized. Gene Ontology annotation, cellular component: membrane. The record is from RefSeq and is a predicted model, not a curated record. The coding region runs from base 148 to 5412 and encodes 1754 amino acids. The transcript has 37 exons. NCBI's taxonomy places the organism in Eukaryota, Metazoa, Mollusca, Bivalvia, Ostreida, Ostreidae.
CUUCACUGCAUGAUGUUGACAACGGGUAUAUAAACGAGCAUUCAUAUAUGCCAUUUUAAAUGUAACGGCAUUUAGGCUUAGUUUACGGUUAAUCAUAACAUGUUUUCAUUUCAGAACCUUGGUUGAGGAGAUCAGUGUUGGACAAAGAUGUUGGAUGUAAUAAAAGGCACCCCUAGAUACAAGAAAAGCAAGUACCCUCUGGCAGUAAAUCUUGCUGUACUGGGAAUGAUUUUUCUUAGAUGCGUAUCAGUGGCGUAUUUUGUGAUGGGUCUGGUUUGGAAGCUCCACACUGGAGUGAUCGAUGAAAGCUGGAUCAGCAUCCUUAACAGGCUGUGGAUUGGACACCUUAGACUUGGAUCUACUGUCAAUGGACUUGUGUUGACCUCGAUAUGUCUAUUUCCUUUUUAUAUCAUCAGUGGAUGCAUGGGUUUACUGGGAAUGUUCUGCAGGAAAAGCUUAUUUGUUGCAUUGUAUAUGGCUUCCUUGGUGGUUUUUGUGUUGGUGGACGUUAUUUUCAUUUCGAUGUUUAUUUUCCUUAGCAAUGGUAUUGGGGGUUCUCUGGCUACGGAUUUUCAAAAUAUUUAUCUGCAGAUUACAAGGACAUCAUGGUCCAAUAAUUAUAACGAUUUAAAAAACAGUAAUCAGGAAUGGAUUGCUAUGUUUUCAACGCUUGGCUGUUGUGGUAUAACAGACAGAUACAUCACACCGGGAUAUACUGAGUGUCACAACUACCACUAUACAUUCAACUAUGCUGAAAUAUGUUGGGGGAAGUUUGCUGAAGCCAUGGGAUCGUAUUUAACAACAUUUGCCUGCUUUGCGGCCAUCUGUUUGGUCAUUGAGACCGUACAACUUGGCGUGGUUGACUUUAUCUAUAGCCAGAUGACCAACAAGAGGUUCCCUUUUGCGCUUAUACGGACAUUAGUAUCGAUGGUCAAGAAGUCACCAUUGGCACGUGACAGAAUGUUAAUUGUGGCGAAUAUAUUGAGAAUUCUAUCAUGUAUUUCUGGACUUAGUCUUGUUGUGUUAGGAACGAUGAUUCUUACUGACACUAAACUUACUGGACAGGAGGUGAAAGGAAUUUUCGUAUUUAUUUACAUCCUUGGUGUGAAUUUCCGGAAUAUCAUUGAAGGAUUUGGUAUUGCUAUGAUUGUUCUUGGUUCCAUUGCAUUUGUACUCAACAGUGUAGCUAUCAUUUCUGACGUCAUUGUACCAAGCAAGACCAAAAGCAAACUGAUAACAUUUUUGAAAGUAAUUAUGCUUAUUGCUGAAGUGACAGUACUGGGGAUAGUGGUUCGUUUCGCUACACAGGUUAACACCGACCUGCGGUACAAAAUGGCCAAUCUAUUAAGGAACUUUAAUUACCUAAACAGACCAUGGCGUAUAUUUUUCGGAGAAUUAGAAUGCUGUGGCGUUGCUUCUUCGAACGACCUGUGUGAUAUGAUUUCCGGAAAUACGUAUUGUAGUAAUACAUUACCUUACACCUGCUGCCAUCGUAGCCUGUAUGAUACAACAGAAAGUAAUAUAUACAGCAAUAGUGGGUGUAGCAACCCGAACACCCCUUGCUUGGAUUUAAUACUUUCCCAGUUAAGAAUCUACUCUACAGGAUUUUUUAUCGGAGUAUCGUUCUCUGUCGUCUUUGGAAUUUUAUGUAUCAUAUUCACGAUUUUGCAUACCCGGAGAUUAAACAGCCAGGUUUCCAAUGAUAAAAAAGGAGAUAAUUUCAAAGAUGAAUUGGUAGAAAGUAUGCAGCGCAGUUCCUGUAAAAAUGUAUUACAUACAAUUCUAACAUUGAUUUAUUCAAAGGGUGUAUUCAUUAUUUCAAUUAUAUUACUGCUUUUUUCGGUUGGAUUUUUUAUUGAAGGAUUUUUUCUUCUGUACGAUAACAUUUUCGACCAUGAAAUAAUCAAGGAUGUUCUCUGGAGUGCUUUGACAUUUGAUGGAUUGUCCUUUAACCACAUUCGAGAGUCCCUGUCAUUCUUUAUGAUUUCGUCCUCUCUUGUUAUUCUUUUUGUUGCCUGUAUAGGAUUCUUCACACUGAGAACAAACUCUAAAUGUCUCCAUGUGUUUCAAAUAAUUUUAACUGCCAUUUGUUGCUUAUUGGUGGUAGUUGGUACUGGUUUGUGGGGGAAAGCUAAAGAUUCGAUCAGCUACAAAUUGGAGUACGAAAUGUCCGUGUUUCUACAAAGAUUUGGAUAUCAUGCAGCCCUCUCUUAUUUAUUUACAAAUUCAGCUUAUGGGGCUUGGAGUCACUUAUUUGCAGUGGCUGAAUGCUGCGGAAUAUAUAGUUAUGCGUACGGAGAACUUUCACAAUAUGUGUCCCCUAAUCAGAUCCCAAUUUUCUGCUGCAAAGAAAAUCCGCUAACCGAACCUUACAGUGAGACAAAUGUUACUUGUACGAAUUUACAGCAGUGGGAUCUAAAUCAUGGAAGUACCUGUAAAGAUGUCGUGCUUACAAGAUUAGACAAAUACAGCAAUGCAUUCAUUGCCAUGUCUGUAUUAACAAUUGUGUGUUUCAUUGCCCAGAUUUCACUGAUAAUAUACAAACUGAGGAAAACAGAAUUAAUACCACUUAUAAAUGAUAAAUAUGUACAAGCUUUAAAAAACCUAUUCAAAAUGGAAAAAGGAUUAAGAAACGUAUUUGUCUUUGAAAAGAAAAUGAUUUUUCCAUCCAUCACAAUGUUAUCUGCAUUGGCAAUGCUGAUUCUUGGAAUUGUCAUGAAGCAUGAUGACAAGAUGACUGGUGAAAACGUGUACAAUGUGUAUGCGCUUUUGUACUUUAAAGGCGUUAACUUUACGGAUAUUGUUGAGGCAAUGUACCUGAUAUUUAUUGUUGUCGGUACAUUGUCUGCGAUCCUAAGCUUGGUCAAAUUAUCGCAUGUAUUCAAAAGUCUUCAAUCUAAAUGGAAAAAUAAAUGGUAUAUUGGAUGCUUAUUGAUUCUGAUAAUCACAAAACUAAUUUGCAUUUCUCUGAUGAUACCGAUCCGCAUUGAUAUUGAUGCAAAUGCACCGUAUCAACUUACAAACAUGGAUAGGCAAUAUCGGAAUAAUCAAAAUUGGGAAUUACCAGGAUUUCUAAAUAGGUUCUACUUCACGUUUGAUUGCUGUGGAGCAGAUGGUCCAUAUGAAUUCAGUUAUCUAGAAGGCACUGAUGGGUACUCGGGUAGAACUGGAGCUCAGCCAUACGUGUGUUGUUAUGGAGGUUCUCAUCUUGAUGAAAGAAGUUUGCUGUCUAGUAUUAAUUGUGAAAAGAAGUCAUGUACGCCAGAGUUUCUCGACAGUUUUGACAGUUACAGCGACGCUUUCUUAGCCAUAUUCUCCAUCACUGCAGUCCUUGAGAUCGUUUGUUUUGUGAUAGAAGCAAAAAGCAUCGCGUCUGAUCUUAAAUCAAAAUUUAAGCAACAGUUUGAUCUAAGUUUCUUAUUAUUCAGUUCCAAUGAACACAGAAAAAAAAUUAGAAUAGGAAUUAUAGCAUCAGGGGUGAUUAUGCUUGUCGCCGUUGGUCUCAUUGCGGAGGGAGCAGCACUUCGAUAUGACGCCGUGUUCUCUCACAAGCAGAUUGACCUUAUUUUCAGCGCCAUGUCCAUGGUUCAUCAAUCAUUUAGUACAAACCUUCUUAUCUGGAGAUGGUUGAUGGUAGUCAGUGGAAUUCUUCUCGUAUUGGGAUCCUUCAGCACUAUGCUCCUUAUCCGGCGAAAAUCUAAAUUUUUGCAUUUGUUGGCACUUGUUUUUCACAUUUUCUGUGUAACAUUAUUAGUAUCCGCGGUAGGAUGGUGGAUAGCCGUUUAUGUAGAGGGAUUUCCAGAUGUAUGGUCCUUUUAUUACCCAUUUAACAUUUAUUCUUACUUGGUAUCUGGUUAUGGCUUUACAAUCAACGAUGCAUGGAAUAGUCUUUUUGUAACGCUAGAGUGUUGUGGAUAUCACUCAGGAAUAUAUUUUGAUUUCUGGACUACACAAUUCCAAAGUACGUCUGGGUCUUUUACACCAUCGAUAUUUUGCUGUCAUUCAAAUCCACUUACAAAGACCUAUAACUAUAACACAGGCUGUACGACAGAUACCUCAUCACGCUACACUGAGGCUUGUCGAGACAAACUGUCACAACGACUUCUAACAUACAGUAUAUUCUUUUACGUCAUGAUGUCAGUGUGUCUGAUACUAGAGGUUCUUCUGAUUGUGUUACUUGGGAUUCUUCUUAAGUACGACGAACCUUUCUCAACUGACAAUAUUCUUAAAAAUAUGUGUGUGCAACAAAGAAAAAAGAACAAAGUUGAUUCUAAUAAGGAAACUGAAAACAGUAUAAUUCAACAAAAAAAGGAAAAGCUAACAGAAGACAAAAAUCAUUCUAUUCAGAAAAGAGACAUAAAUAGCAGAAUAAGAGAAAAUAAAGUGAGGCCCAUGUCAACCGAGAGUCAAGUUAAAGUCGAGAACAACGGCAAAGACAGCAUCAGUCCAAAUAAGCAGAAAAACGAAAACUUAGCAGAUAGUCCGGAACAUUCUACAGAAACAACCAAUGCUACAAAUAGGAAAAAGAACAAAAUCAGUCCGUUGUCACCCCAUCCUCGGGAUAUUCACGAAAGGUCUACAUAUUCUGAAGGUGAGAAAAAAAUCACCAACAAUGAUAAAGAAAGAAGUCUCAAUAAACAGCCAAACGUAAACAAAGAUGAAAGUCAAAAGAAUUUAGAAUCCACAGGAGAAAACCAUAUUAAAUGGAACAAUGACAACGACAGAGGAAAAAGUCCAGUUCAGCAGAAAGACGAAAGCUUAGUAGAUGGUUUGGAGUAUUCUAUAUUCACAGACGAAAACAAUGUGAUCGGGGCCAAUGAGAACAAAAACAAUCCGUUGUCUUCCGAGGGUAAGCAAGAACUCACUAACAAUACAGAAGAAAAAAGUCUCGAUGAACAGCAAAGAUGGGACAACCUUGAAAGUCACGAGAAUUUUGAAUCAACCGGAGAAAAUCGUAUUAAAACAAACAAGAACAACGACAAAGGAAACAUCAGUCCUGUCCUACAGAAAGACGAAAGCUUGGUGGGUGGUUUGGACUAUUCUACAUCCACAGACGAAAACAAUGUGAUCCGGAAGAGUGAAAACAAUUCGUUGUCUUCUGAGGGUAAGAAAGAACUAACUAGCAAUACAGAGGAAAGUAGUCUCAAUAAACAGCAAAACGAGGACGACGUUGAAAACCAUGCGCAUUUUGAAUUAACGGAAGAAAAUCGUAUUCAAACAAAUAAGAACAACGACGCAGGAAACAUCAGUCCAGUCCAACAUAAAGACGAAACUCUAGCAGAUGAUUUGGAGUAUUCCACAUCCACAGACGAAAACAGUGUAAUAAGGACGAGUCAAAACAAUUUGUUGUCUUCCGAGGGUAAUAAAGAACUAAUUAACAAUACAGAGGAAAAUAGUCUCAUUAAACAGUAGAACGAGGACAACGUUGAAAAUCAUGCGAAUUUUGAAUCAAUUGGAGAAAAUGUUGUUAAAUCCAACGAGAACACCGACAAUGAAAACAUCAGUCCAGUCGAACAGAAAGACGAGGUUUAGUAGAUGGUGCUGAGUAUUACACACCCAUAGACGAAAACAAUGUGAUUAAGACGAGUGAGAACAAAAAAAAUUGUUUUUAAGUGUUCAUUGGAACUUUAACGAAAUGUCAACAUAUUCUGAAGGCAAGGAAGAAAUCCACGAAGAUACAAAAAAAUAACAGUUUUUAGAACAGCAGAACGGAAACAAAGAUAAUGAUUCGGAAUAUUCAUAUUAAACUGAAAAAAUACUAUUAUUUAUUAAUUAAAAAUAUUUAAUUAUCCCCAGAUCAUUUCUUUGUCAAAAAAUUGGUUCUGAAAAUAGCAAUACCGAAACUGUGAUUAAGUGUUGCUUUGUAACACAUAUGUUAAUAUGAUUUAAAGGAAUGUUCCAUAUAUUGUAAAGGCAAUAAAUAUACUUAUUACA